AUGCCAAUGCCUUCGCCCUCACAAAAGCCUGCUGCUACCUCGCCUUUGACGUCAGCGGCGCUGGCGCCGGCGGCCGUGGCUGCACCCGUGACCACCACGAUGCCUGUCCGAGUGGCCUCAGUUUCCUCUCCUCGCAGCACUCGCAGCAGUGGCAGCACGCAGGGCACACAGGUGGUCAUCAACACUGACACCAACACAGUGCAGAUGGGCAAACAGGGCUUCCAACCCUCCGCACAACCAGUACCGCAGCAAGCGCAGCAGCGGGAAGUGCAACAACCAGCGGAAGAGGGCCAGGCCCUGCGCGAGAUUAACGACAAGGUGGAUGAUCUUGUCAAAAAGCUGAGCGAGAAAGAGGCUACCCCCGCACCGGUGCAGGUGCCAAGUGCUGCUGAGGCCAUGAUUCGGCACCUCAACGCCAGAGUUGACGGCCUUUCAGACAAGCUCAAAGAGAUGGAAUCCAAGAGCGCCAACGACACUGCAAGGACAAAGGCUUCGGACCUGCCCUCAGCUGGCCAGGUUCAGCUGGUGAACGCCAAGGCUGACACGCAGCAGGCGAUCCUUACAGCAUCACUCGAUGGCCGUGCAAAGAUCCAGGGCAAGGUGGAUGCAUCCGACCAUGCCAGGGGCGAGGUCUUGGAUGCUUUCGACAGUUCCUUGGAGGGCGCCAUGGCCAAGGCUCGAGCAGGCCUGGAAGAUGCCGAGGAGAAGGUUGCUGAGACUGCCAGGCAGACAGUGGAUGGCACGUUAGCACACGUCUUGAAGAUGUCGAUGGACAAGGUUAUAGGUGUUGGAAUGGCAGCUGACUCGCUGAAGUCUGAGGCAGAAACUUUACAAAGCAACGCUACGGCCGUGAAGGAUCAGGUGACGGCAGACGCAGCAUUGGGGCAUGAAGCAGUUGAUGGGCUGCCGUCGAGUUCAGCCUUGGUGGAGCAGAGACUGGCCCAAAUCCAGGAUGAAGUCCAGGACAUGAGCCAGGAGGCCAGAGGAGCAGAGACCCUGGCAGAUUCCUCACUGCAGGCAGUGGAAGAGGCUCUGAAGGUGGUCAACCACUCCGCCUCCAAAGCUCGGCAGGCCAGAGCGCUGCGGGGCCGCGCUGCCGAGCAGGUUGCCUUAAACAGCAAGCGGCUCCAUGAGAUUCGGCAGGCCUUGACUGGCGCCUCGAUGUGA
Messenger RNA from Symbiodinium pilosum, 1167 nucleotides. The record is from the annotation of a GenBank genome assembly. Lineage: Eukaryota; Dinophyceae; Suessiales; Symbiodiniaceae.